This is a messenger RNA of Raphanus sativus (radish), 1015 nucleotides long. RefSeq lists its product as uncharacterized. The record is from RefSeq and is a predicted model, not a curated record. Bases 431 to 823 code for a protein of 130 amino acids. Lineage: Eukaryota; Viridiplantae; Streptophyta; Magnoliopsida; Brassicales; Brassicaceae. The transcript has 3 exons.
UCGUUUAAUUUUUGAUGGGCUGUUAAUUUGGACGAAUCGGCCUGAAGAGAAACUGUGUUUUGCGCCUUUGCGUCAAAUCUUCUUCAUCUUCACUUCGUCCCCUGAAACGUUACGGGAUCUCUUGAUUCAUUGUCUUUAAGAAACAUCUUUAAUCAAGGAAUACGAUUCAUCCAAUGAUAAUUAUCACAGUUCUAAGCAGUGUUUUUUCGUGUAUAAAUAAGUAAUCCUGCAUCCAUUGAGCAUCAUCUUCCCAUUUGAUGAUAAUCCAAAAAAGUUAUUUGGAGAGUUUUUUGUGUGAUAAUGGCUAACACUGUAACACAUCUGUUUUUUCAUGGUGAUUUGAAGGCUGGUAGCUGUUGUUUAGGCACAACUGAGGAAGAGUCAGUGAUGCCGCGAAGUAAUACACACAGACGAUGAGUGUGGAGAGGGAAUGAGAUGGAUAGCACCACCAUGGCCAAACUCGCAGAGUACCAGAACCUGUUUCCGGCUCUACGUGAGUUUGUUAAGACGGGGAAAUCUGUUUGGGGGACAUGCGCUGGUCUUAUCUUCUGCUGACAUAGCUGUUGGUGGUCAAGAAACUAACAGAGGCAGUUAUGAUCUAAGGGAAUGUAGGAAACAGCAACCACAAUUACAAAAUUGUAACCUGGUGGUGACUAAACCUUCCACGGUAGGCACAAUUGAGGAAGAGUGGAGAGGGAAUGAGAUGGAUGAGAAGAGAGGGGAAACCACAGGAGAAGCUGCUGAGAUGCUGGAGAGUCAUAAAAAUGCAGAAGCGGUAGAUGAAGAGAGGAAGAGGUGGAUAAGAAAUAAGAACCUGAUAUGAACUUUUGUAGUUUUGUUUUAUUUGAGUCUCAGCUGUGCAAAGAAUCUUUGUUUUUGGUAGAAACAAGAAGAAGAAGCUGCAUAGCCAGAUAGGUUUCAUGUAUGUCUAUACCUUUUAACAUAAAAUCCUCCUUAGAUUGCCGUCAGAUUUGUGAGGAAUAAGUAAAUAAUCUGAUUGUCUGAUUAUAUAGGC